Morus notabilis is the source of this 1563-nucleotide messenger RNA. RefSeq lists its product as uncharacterized. NCBI's taxonomy places the organism in Eukaryota, Viridiplantae, Streptophyta, Magnoliopsida, Rosales, Moraceae. The record is from RefSeq and is a predicted model, not a curated record.
AAAAAACUGUUUUUCACGCCUUCCCUUAUACUCUCUGCUCAGUGCUCAGUCCAAUCUCAGAUUUAACACCACGGCCCAACCCCAACCGCAACCAGAUCCAAAAUUCCUCUAAUUUUCUCGGGAAACAAACAGCCUCAUAUUUUCCUGAGAAAAUAACAAAGAAAAGAUCAAAAUUCAUCAUUGAAUCUCCCCAUGGCGAAUGCCUGGAAAAGAGACAGAGGCUCGAAGCUCGUCUCCGCCAAAUCCCUCUUCCUUCUCAUCUCCGCCACUCUCCUCCUCAUUUUCUUCCUCUUCUCCACCUCCUCAAACCCUAACCCUAACCCUAGUUCUUCCAACAUCGCAAUCAAAUCCGAAUUUCCAUUCCUCGCAAUACAGCCCUUUGAUUGCCUCAAGUGCCCUCAAUCCCACCCCGUGAUCGCCAACGUCGUCGAAGGCCUGAAACACCCAUUCCUCUACUCGCUCGCCGACUUGGGAAAUCUCCCGGAGAAGCCGCACAAGAACAUCGUGAGGAUGCUGAAAGGAAAGCCCUUUCGGAAGCCCGACAUAUCGGAGACGAUUCAGGGAAUUCUGAGCGGUUCACGAGGCCUUGUGGUUGAUGUUGGAGGCAAUGUCGGCAUGGCGAGCUUCGCCGCCGCGGUUAUGGGAUUUCGGGUUCUGGUUUUGGAGCCCGUCUUUGAGAAUCUGCAGAGGAUUUGCGAUGGGAUUUACUUGAAUCGGGUUGGGGAUUUGGUUACUGUCUUUGAAGCUGCUGCUUCCGAUCUUCUUGGUAACAUUACCUUCCACAAGUUGGUUGGUCGGCUUGACAACAGUGCGGUUUCAGCCACUGGUGCGAAGUUGGCGUUCAAGUCAAAUGAAGAAAUAGAACUUCAAGUGAGGUCCGUACCUCUUGAUGAAGUAAUCCCAGAGUCAGAACCUGUGCUCCUAAUCAAAAUUGAUGUUCAGGGUUGGGAAUAUCAUGUUCUUAAAGGAGCAUCCAAGUUACUGUCAAGAAAGGGAAGUGAGGCCCCAUAUCUUAUAUAUGAGGAAGAUGAGCGGUUGUUGCAGGCUAGUAAUAGCAGUACAAAACAGAUUCGAGAUUUCCUUCACACUGUGGGAUAUAACCACUGCACUCAGCAUGGUACAGAUGCGCAUUGCACCAAGAAGGAUUCACAUAAAAUUCUUUACGAAAGAAUUCAACACGAAACUAGAACCUAAUCUGUGAUCAUUGUGGGUUCAAAAAAGCUCUCUGUGUGGCAGAAACAGUCGCACAAAUGAUUAUUGAUAUUGUUUAUAUUCUUUUUUCCAUGAGUGCAUGGAGAAGUUUGUCAAAGUCUCAAAGAUAACACUGAUGCUGCUUUAAGACGAUCACAGAUAUGGAGGCAUAGCAUUCGAAGGCAAGCAUCUCAGAUGCUCGGAGAAACAUAUGUUUUGAAAAGGCUUCUUGUUUUGCUCACAAAGCUAUGUUGGAUAGCUUGCUAACUAGUUUUGUCUUUGUAUUGUAAGAUGUACUUGGAAGCUUCUAAUUGUAAUAUUCUUUGAAAUCUGGAUUGGUCCAGCUAUGCGUUAUGAAAGUUUCAUCCAAAU